Molecule: messenger RNA, 517 nt
Organism: Caenorhabditis angaria
Lineage: Eukaryota; Metazoa; Nematoda; Chromadorea; Rhabditida; Rhabditidae
Source: the annotation of a GenBank genome assembly
AUGGACGAGAAAAAGAAUGAAAAAGCAAUUAGAAAUCAAAUUGUUGAAACUCAAUUAGGAGUUCUUGCACAGGUGAGUCACAUAAUUUAUGAUAUAUAAAAUAUUCCAAUAAUUAUUUUGCAGGAAGAACAAUCAUUGAAAGAAACUUUGGUAAAAUUGGAAUCUCAGAAAUGGAAUUGUUUGAGAGAAAUUGAACAUCUGAAAAGAACCCAGGAAGCUACUUUGAAUCAAUAUAACUACAGUAACCAAGCAUAAUUUCAGCGGUGUUUGUAUAUUUCAAUGAAUUAAUUUGUUUUUUUUUGUAUCAAAUCAGAAGAUCAGUCGAAAAACAUUGUUAUGAAUUAUUACAAAAGGUAUGUAAAUACCUUUCAAGUAUUCUUCUCAAUUAUAAUUACAGUACUUCAGAAUUUCGAACAUCUUGAUUCUUGAUUUUAUAAUUGAUUUUGGUUGUCGCAAGAAAAUCAAAAAAUGCGAAAUAUUCAAAGACGAAUCGAUGAAUUUUACGUUCAAAAUUUGA